Messenger RNA from Arachis ipaensis, 441 nucleotides. The record is from RefSeq and is a predicted model, not a curated record. Lineage: Eukaryota; Viridiplantae; Streptophyta; Magnoliopsida; Fabales; Fabaceae.
AUGGCUGCAUUGCAGAACAUGGCUGCUGCUAUGCAGGCCACUGCUGAGGCACUCGGGCAGCAGAUGAACAACAAUAAUCAUAAUGGGGGAAAUGGCAGAAAUGGGACUCAAGGUCCAAUGACAUUGGCGACCUUCUUAAAGUUGGUACCUGAGGAACAAUGCAUCGAAUUUGCUACUUACCUGCUUACUCGGGAAGCGUCACAUUGGUGGGAGGGGACCCAACCUCUUAUACAGAAAGGCGAUGAUCCGAUUACCUGGGAUGCCUUUCAGGAGGAGUUCUACAAGAAGUACUUUUCAAACUCCGCUAGGACGGCCAAGGAACUAGAGUUACUGCAGUUGAAGCAGGGAAAUAUGUCUGUAUCUGAGUAUACGAAUAAGUUUGAGGAGUUGUUCAGAUUCUUCCGCAUGUGUCAAGGAGCUUCGGGAGACUUCGAGGAGUGA